Scleropages formosus (Asian bonytongue) is the source of this 2038-nucleotide messenger RNA. Its product is annotated as coiled-coil domain-containing protein 173-like. The record is from RefSeq and is a predicted model, not a curated record. The transcript is spliced from 9 exons. NCBI's taxonomy places the organism in Eukaryota, Metazoa, Chordata, Actinopteri, Osteoglossiformes, Osteoglossidae. Gene Ontology annotation, cellular component: axonemal microtubule. Bases 174 to 1853 code for a protein of 559 amino acids.
CGAUGUAUCGGUACACUAAUGUUUGUGGUUGCUAAGAGACUCAAUAUGGGCCGAACUUCGGUUGAAUAUAUUUCAUUCAGCGAGAUUUUGUAGCUAAAAGAACUUUGUCAGCUUUCUUAGUUUUCUAGCCAGGUAUGCUUUUGAACUUGUUAGCUAACUAAGCUUACGUGAAAAUGGCAACUGUAUCAUCUCCUGUUAAUAUUAUACAUUAUGAGAGAAGGAAAGGAUCCGACAAGAAUUAUGUUGUACAUGAAACAAUUACUCCAAUCAAAGCCCCAGAUCUCCGCCAAGUCAUAGUAUUACCAAAAGCUGAAUGGCUCCGGAUUCAAGACAACUUGAACCAUGUCAACAAACAAAAAGACAGCCUCAAGGAACUGUUGAAGGAACGAGAAGUUCUGCACCUGCGUUCCAAAGAAGUGGUUAAGCUGUGGUCCAACACAGUUACUGGACAAAGGCAAAAGAAGAUGGAAGCAAAAAAAAUUCAAGAAGAGAUUGAAGAGGAGGAAAUGAAACAGAUUGAUUUAGAAGAGGCAAAAUACAAGGAACAAAAGAGGAAAGAGGCUAUCGACAAAGCCAAAACCCAGCAGUACUACCAGAUGGAUCGUGUCAGACGGUUUCAUAGUGGGCUGCUGCUGACGGAGGUGUUGAAGGAACGAGAGGCCCAACUGGAGCUGAAACAAAAGAAGCUGAAUGCAUCCAGAGACCUGGACAGGGAUGUCAUGGUUGCACUCAGGAGGAAGGAUGAGGAGGAUAGGCAACAGGAGCAGCACAGUGCAAAGCAAAGGAGGCUAAAAAACAAAGUGCUGGCCGAAGAUCUGAGACAACAAAUAAAGGAGAGCGAAUUCAAGAGAAACCAAGAAAAGCUUGAAAACAAGAAAGAGGCAGAGCAGCUCCAACAUCUUAAAGAGCUGUACGACCAAGAGAGGAGUAGCCAUGAGCAGGAACAGAAGGAGCAGAAAAGGCGCAACAUGAACGCGUACAAAGAGCAUAUGUCCACAAGAGACCUUCAAAGAGCAUUAGAUGCACAGAGGGAGGAGAUGGAAGAGGAGCGCAGGAGAAUCUUUGCUGCUGCAAAAGAAAAAAUGAUGACGCUGAGGAAGGAGAAGGAAGCAGAGAUGUUUAGAGAAGUGCAGCAGCACAAGGAGGCAAUGCUGGAGAGCCUCACUGUAAGGCAGAAGGAAGAGGUCAGCAAUGAAGAGGAGCUUAUUGCGAAUGCCAUUGCCCAGAGGGAGGCCAGGCUGGCACAGGAGCAGAAGGAGAGGGAUGAAAAGAAGAUGGCCAUGCUCAGUGCCAUCACUUUGCACCGAGAAGCCAAGUACAAAGAACAGGAGGAGAAGGAGAGGGAAGAAAAACAGAAGAAUCUAGAUAUGCUUCAUGUACAGAAAAAAGUUGACAGAAUCUUUGCUGAAAAACAACAGCUGAAGGCACAAAAAAAGAAGGAUGACUGUAAAACUCUACAAGACACCCAUGUCCACCAAAUGGCUGAAAGGCAAGCCAAGAAGCAUCUUGAGAAGACCGCAGAAAUGGAAUUUAACAGAAAAAAUGCAGCACAUUUUGCCGAUGAGGAGAAAUGGUUUCAAAUCUAUACCCAAGGAGUGAUUGACAGAGCUGCGGAAGCAGGAAGAAAUACGUACCCACUGCAGAAGGUUGCCAGAAAGGGCACUGGGGGAGGUUUGGGGCCUAUCAUUGGAAGUGUGAGACCAAGCUAUUUGGUCCAUGAUAACACUGGGGUUGAGUUGCCCACUUAUAUUUCUAAGAGAACCCAGAACAUCAAAGAGCGUCACGCAACAACCGAUAUACAGAAAGCAAAGAAAAGAUUAGGCUUUACAACAAACAGCUGUCCAUCACGGUAAUUUGCAAUGGGUAUAAAUAAUAUGCAGAUGUUGACAAUUCAGUACAAGAAAAUACAGUCCGAACGGUAAUAAAAUGUUAGAAAAUUGAUGGUGGCAGAACUGUAUAACUGUUUUAGGGUAGAAUAAUAUUUUAGAAAUCCCUGCAUGGAAAUUCACAAUUAUUUUACUUUAUUUAGCAUGUGCUU